UCAAAUAGAUGUCUGAUUUAUCGGAUGUACCUGUCAGGUAUUUGAGGAUGUCGUAUAAGUAAAUACAUGAGCGACAAGGAACCAAGAACCUUUACCCUUAGCUAAAUGUGGCUAAUUGGACAAACUUGGAAAGCACAAUAGUGUUAAUUUCAAGUAAUGGAAUUGGCACGUGAUAACGUAACGUUAUUUAAAGGAUCGUUAAUUCAAUGCAAUAACAGCUUUCCACGACAAAAACUCAAAAAGGUUACAGUGACUUUUAGAGAAUGUAGCCAUGCCUAUAAACUGAAACUUGGUCAUCGAUCAUCGUUAAAGUUUAACGGAGAGGAUCUAUAUUUUUAUGAAAAAGAUGAAAUUGAGUUUGAUAUGGUGCAGAAUGAUCUGCUCUCAAGCUGCCUAAAAGGAAUAAACUUGAAGCAUAGAAGAUACAUGGCUGUAACCCUUGUCAUAAAAACAUAUGACAGAGUACAUUGCUUCACAUUAUGUGGCUCACAAAAUCCAACUCAGAAGCACUCAGACGAUGGGUCUAUUGGAAAAUUGUGGAACAUCCUGUGUAGUAAAUUUGGAGAAAUAAGGAGCUGGUUUGUGAAAUUCCCAGAUGAGGAUAAGAAUGAAAAUCUUCGUUUUGCUGUUUCCAAGAAAAACUUUUGUUUGUUGGAUUCAACUUGUGAGAUGUUGCAUGAAUAUAGAUUUAGAAUGGUGAAGUGUGACAUAUCUUUCAACAAUGAAACAGACAUGCUGGAGUUAAAAGUAUACACUGACAAUAAUAUUGAUGGUGAAAACCCAGAGUUUUCAAGACUUUUAAAUGUUAUCCAUUUGAGAACAACUGGCAGAUUUGCAGAAGAUAUCCAAAAACUAAUGGUUGAAAGAACAACUUCAUUUGAAGAAAAUCCAGAUUCUACAGAAAACAGUCAAAUAUUUUCUUGGAUUAUUGCGGAAUUAUCAGACAGUUCUCCGCCCCUUCCAUGCCAUUCGCAAGAUCAUUUUGUUGUCCUUCCUCCCCCACCACCACAUCCACAGCCCCAGAAAUGCAGAAGUAUGAAGUACAAAUUUAACAUGGAUGAUUUUGAGAGCCCUCCAAGAAUUCACAAGAAAACAAGUCUUUUCCGCUCAGAAAGCACAGAAUGCAUCACUGAUAACAGUGCAUAUAGUAAAUGGAAUCAUCGUAAUGUUUUCUAUGAAAAUAUUUUUCAAUACGAUGAUAGUACCUACACAUACAGAGUCUAUAUAAAUGAACCAAACUUGAGACCAUACCGUCCAAGGAUGAAGGUUAGAAUUGAUCGAUGGAAUCGUCUCAGCGAUGAGCUGAAGGAGGUUGAUCAAGAGGCAGUAAGAAGACAUGGGUUGUGGUUUGAUAACCAGUACAGACACAGAUCCACUGAUGAUUCCUACAAAAAGAUUUGUAAUUUACCUCUAAAUAUAAACCUGUAUGAUAAGCCUCGUCCAACUGGCAGAUGCAGCUCAUCCUCAUCUUCUUCUGCUGCGGAAGACCAAACUAAAGACUACUGGAAGUCAGAUUUAUGUCUUACUAUACAGAGAGUGAUGGAAGGCCGUGUGCCAAAAAUGUGGGAUGUCUUAAAUAUAACACAUAAUCAGUACCUGGAGCUGUCAAUGAAAUUGGAUCUGAGAAGUAAUGCACCAAGGGCAAGAGACUGGACAGAAUUUGCUGAAUGGAUUGGGAUAAAGUCAAUCAGUGACAUGGAGAUAUUACAGCACUUCUGUUACACAAGAAAAAUGGUCAUCAUGGAUGUUGUAUUCUGCCACUGGUACUUCAUGUGUGAACGUAGGAGAUGUGUUCCAACUUGUAACUACGACAUGUUAAAGUGUGUUCUUAACAGUAUGGAGAGAUUUGACUUAAUUCGUGUGAUUCAAAGGAACAAAAUAGAUAUUAAUGAAGAUGAAGAAUCUGAUGAGGACAAUACUCACUUUUAAAAUCACUAUUUAAAUACAUGUCCUAUACUUGGCACUCCUUAAUACUGUACGCAAAUUAGAAGUAACCUCACAAAUAUGUUUCCAUAUAUUUAUUAUAUAUUUUAAUAUUAUCACUUAUAUUGAACAUUUGAUGACCAUAAAGAUAUCACCAGGCAGUAAAACUUUUUAUGUAAAAAAUGUAAGAAAAUUGUUUAAGGUAUGACAGUCGUCAGCUUUUGAGAAAGGAUUGGUCAGAACCUCUAACUUUAAAACUAUUUAUUACAAUUUAAUUUUUGUAACAUAUUCACAUCAAACAAUAUAAAUUAAGCAAUA
Molecule: messenger RNA, 2241 nt
Organism: Saccostrea echinata
Lineage: Eukaryota; Metazoa; Mollusca; Bivalvia; Ostreida; Ostreidae
Exons: 9
Coding region: 157-1929 (590 amino acids)
Source: RefSeq, a predicted model, not a curated record